UUUCUGGGCUGAGUCGAGAUGAAUAAGCGUAAAGCAUCGGGCCCCGUUUGUUUCGUAGAAACCCUAAGUUAGGCCGGCGGCGGAGACUGCGGCGGCGGCGGCGAGAAUACCAGACGGCACGCCUGGUUAGCAAUCUCAACCAAGAAGAGAAAGAGAAGAGAGAUCGGCGGCGGGCGGCGGCGAGGUGAGGACGCCUCGUGAGAUGGAUGGGAGGCCGGACGUCCCUUCCGAAGAGCGGAGGGUCGCGGGGAAGAAGGAGGACAUGGCCGACCAGGAGAGCGUGGACCUGCCCAACUCCGAUACCCAGAGUAUGAGCUCCCAAGUCAGUUGCGUCUCUGAGCAGAUGCCCGAGCGGUGCGGCCAGAAGGAAAUCAAGCCUGCCUCCGGAUUCAUAUCCAACUCCGAGCAUUUAUACCUGCCCCACGGCGGUGAGGAUGAGGGCGAGCGCCUAAACUGCUUACUCAGUCAUAUAUUGCACCGGACGGAUGCCUUGUGCGACGAGAUGGCAUCCAUGGCAUCUAUUCUGGCCAAAAUCAGUAUCCCCGUCACCUCCCAUCACAAGGUCUUCGAUCAGUUAGACGCGGCGCAGAGAUUAUUCAAGAUGUCCCUGAAUAUAUUGCAUUAUACCGAGAAUGCGGCUGGUAAAAAGAUGGCUGACCAAAAUGUUGAUGACCAGAGGACCAAGGAUGACAAAGGCAAAUCCGGCAUCCACUGUUUUGAGAACCAGGGAACCAAGCAACAUGUGGAUGCAUCGGUAACAGAUCUGACAAUGGGCCUUUGUAGAUCAAACAUGGAAACGCCGCAGAUGGCUGCCUACUGUCCUGAUGGCCAGAUGACUGAUGAGGAGGAUGAACAUUUCGUGGCAGCGGAUCCUACAAGUGGCCUUUGCGACCAGGCGGCUGUCCACUCUUACGACAACCAGAGUACCAUGGAGUACAUGGAGAUGAUUGAUCCCAUGACAGGUGAAGGCCAAUCAAGCACGGAGACGCAUGCGUCGAGGAUGAUGGACGAGGGCAAUUCAAGCAACGAAGGCAAAGGCCAAUCAAGCACGGAGACGCACGCAUCUAGGAUGAUGGACGAGAGCAAUUCGAGCAACGAAGGCAAAGGCCAAUCAAACACGGAGGAGCAUGCAUCGAGGAUUAUGGACGAGAGCAAUUCAAGCAACGAAGGCAAAUCAAGCAACGAAAGCAAAUCAAGCACACAGGCAGUGGUGAUGGUGCUGGAUUCCGAUGAGGAGCAUGAAGUGGGGGGGUGGUAUGACCAUGGAGAUGCACAAAUAUUCGAAGAUGCUUGAAUGUGAGGAGGAGGAGGAGGAGGGGAAGAUGACUGCUGAGGAUUUAGCGAUGGCUGCCCAAUUUAACAAGGAGCUAUUAGAGAUGGAAGCUGACUUUCUCAAAGUCCAGGAGCAGGAUGUUAAGGAUACGCCAAGCUGGAUCUCUGUCUCACAUGAGGACAAGGCAGAGGAGAUGGAGGUGGAGGACAGGUUGUUUGCUAGACGCCGUAAAGGCUGGGAAUCUGCAUGGGGAGACCGCAGUGAUUUCGAGGACAUGAGUAAGUAAACUUAAAACACCCAUUGAUUCCUUCUUAUCGUAUUCAUCUUCCAACAAUGGCGAUGCAAGCAGAUCCCCCCUCCCUUUCGUCCUUUCUUCCUUCAUUCAUUGCAUAUAAGUAAGUAAUUCAUGCUGGAACAUGCCUAACACUUGGAUUAAUUUGGUGCUGCAGCCUUAUUGAGUCCUAUGCAUUUUACACAUUGCACGCUGGGACUGAUACCCUACACUGCUACCACUGUGAGCGCCUUACAGAUCUACUCCAUCAAGAUUGUUGAAACAAAGGGAAUGUUGAAGUGGCCACUCUAUGUCUAUGGGGUCAUUGCUGCCCGAGAUGCCGUAGAUCACAACCGUAACAUUCUCUUCUCUCGGCAAAGGUUGGACUGCCAAGAGCUCACUCUAGAGGAUCCUUGUUUGCACCUGACUGGCCCGUCUCGUGCGAUUGUGGCUGUGGACCAUGUUGACUUUGAAAUCCAACUCAAAUUAAAGGGCGCAACAUGGUCUGGUGACAAAGCAUUGAUCAGUCGCUUCGAGACUUACCCUGGUGCUGGUGGUUAUCGUGAAGGUUUAGAUACCGCGCUCUUCAGCAACUCCUUUUGCACCGUAGAGUUAAGCUUUGAGCGACUUAUAGAAACCGUCCAGGCUACUAUCUUGAGUGUGUGUGUUGUUGAAGGGUGGCCAUCACCUUUUGAAUAUGGCGGACAGAUUAUGUGCUCCUCACCACCACAUGAAGUUAAGGACCCCCUAUCCAGGCAUGUUGUGUUGGUUGAUUCUCAUGAUUUUGAUGGAGAAAUGCCAAUGGGCUCAGCUGGUUACCUUGAUCUGUCAAGGCAAGUUGUUUCUGUAGAACUGGGACAUAACCUGCAAUUUGUCAUUCAAGCUUACUCACAGUCUGGUGCCAUUGCUAGGCAAAGCCGUCUCACGUUUAGGACCAAAUAUUGCAACAUAAGUCGAGGUAUAUGUGAGAUUGGUGACUCUAAAGUGGGGAUUACUGUUGCUUGGUCCCAGCUUAUCAAGAACAAGAUGGAAAUCCUCUAGGAAGGACAUGUUUGAUGGCUAUGGACUAUGAUUCAUUAGCUAAUAAAUAUGUCCAACUGUGGCUUGUGGAACUAUUGAUGUAUUUCUGUAUUCAUUAGCUGAUAUGUCCAACUAUUUGUGUAUCGACCUAAUGUUAUCUGA
Molecule: messenger RNA, 2726 nt
Organism: Hordeum vulgare subsp. vulgare (domesticated barley)
Lineage: Eukaryota; Viridiplantae; Streptophyta; Magnoliopsida; Poales; Poaceae
Exons: 2
Coding region: 203-1294 (363 amino acids)
Source: RefSeq, a predicted model, not a curated record